Messenger RNA from Phyllopteryx taeniolatus (common seadragon), 4961 nucleotides. It is a transcript of the gene ttc14, whose product is annotated as tetratricopeptide repeat domain 14. The record is from RefSeq and is a predicted model, not a curated record. NCBI's taxonomy places the organism in Eukaryota, Metazoa, Chordata, Actinopteri, Syngnathiformes, Syngnathidae. The transcript is spliced from 12 exons. Gene Ontology annotation, molecular function: protein binding; nucleic acid binding. The coding region runs from base 361 to 2658 and encodes 765 amino acids.
GUCGCCUGACUGCUUGUGCGUUCUGCUGACAUUUGAGUAGUGAGCACAAAUGUAGCAAUGUGGUAGUGGGCAUGGGAAGAUGCGUUUCAUUAGUCUUGUCUUGUAAGAAGCGUUUAUUAUCAGAGUAGGCUUACCCCGUUUUGUUGUUGUUUUUCUUUUUUAUAAAGGCGCGAGCUAUCGUUGUUUUAUUAGCUUCGAAGUUUGCGUUUGCACAACUAGUAAUGAUGCUAGUUUAUGUAUUGAUCACUCCAAAUCAACUGGAUCGUUAGCUUCAUAAAUUGCGUUCCAGUAUUCUGUUACUUCGUGCUAAUUCUUUUUGGUUACCUUUUUUUUCUGGACAAAACAAUGUAAGCCACUCGCAUGCCCACAAUGGACAGAGACUUGUUGAAGCAGUGCCUGUCGUAUCAUGGAGAGUCAUUGUUGAACAAAUUGAAAUGUGAACAAACUGAAAACCCCGACUUUCAAGCCGUGGUGACUGACCUGUGCAAUGCUGCAUAUGAGGGAAAUGGUGAAGAGCGGAGCAGCCCCCUUGUGGAGCAGUUCAUAGCUAGGAAGGCUGACAUUCUUUUCAGUCCAUCAUGGAAGACUGCAACUCCUAAAGAAGAGGAGCAUGGGGAGGAGGAGGCUGCAGAGGCUUAUGCUGUCAUGCCACCCUUGGAGUUAUUCAUGGAGGUGCCUUUUGAAGAGAGAAGGGCCAUGCUUUAUAGGGAUUUAGAACGAGGAGACAUUGUGGUGGGGAGGAUCAACAAUAUUCGAGAAUAUGGCUUCUUUCUCACGCUGAUUUGCAUGGCAGGAGGGCUAAACAGAGACAUAGAAGACCUGGAGUUAUCAGCUCUUUGUCAUAUUAAAGAAAUUCCUUCAGCUGGCAGCCAUGAUGAUCCUUUGUCUUACUACCAGAUCGGGGACUUAAUCAGAGCUGGUGUGAAAGACAUUGACCGCUACCAGGAAAAAAUAACUGUGUCUCUUCUCCAAGCAUCCAUUUCUGCCAGAUCAGUUUGCAUCCAACUCGGAGUCAUGACCAAGGAGGAGUUACCUAUACACUACGAUCGUAGUGUUUGUGCAGCCAGUGACUCCACCAAGACAUAUGAGUGUAUACUGAGGGGUUGCCAUGGCUACCACAACCCCUCUGUGGUGGACUACCUGCUUGAGAACAUUGGCGUUAGCGACAUCCAUCCUCCGUCAAUGAUGAGAGGACUACAGAGUAAACUGUUUGAAAAAGAAGAUUUUGCGUCUGUCAUCCGGAAGCAGCAGUCUGCAUCCUGGGCCUUGACGUGUGUUAAGGCAGGUGUUGGCCACUUUAAACAGGGUCGCCAUGUGGAAGCCAUGAAUGAGUACAACAAAGCUUUGGACAUUGACACAAAUAAUGUGGAAGCCCUGGUAGCACGGGGAGCACUGUAUGCUAAUAAAGGCGUCAUGGUGAAGGCUAUAUCAGACUUUGAGUUGGCCCUGGAGACCUGUCCAGAUCACCGCAAUGCCAAGAAGUACCUCUGCCAAACACUGGUUGAGAGAGGAAAACAACUUGAGGAACAAGAGAAACUAGUAACAGCAGAAGGAGUGUACAGAAGAGCGCUUUCUCUGGAUGAUGCAAACCCUGAGGCCCAGGAGGCCUUGAAGAAAAUCACAGAGACCAUACAGAAUUCGAUACGCCUGCGGGAAGAAGCGCUGGCUAAGGAAGGGGAAGAGAAAGCUAAGAGCAGUCAAAGCAGUGCUGAGAAAUUGCGUAAGAUCUUAAAAGAGGAGAAGAGGAUGAAACGGAAACGAAAGAGAUCGUCCUCUUCCUCGUCAUCCUCUUCCUCCAGGAAAUCUUCCACUUCAUCGUCCUCAUCCUCUCGCAGGAGAUCCAAAAAAAAGAAAAAGAAGAAGAGGAAGGGAGUGCGAGAAAGCAAGCGCCAUCACAGGCUCUCUCGAGAGAGCAGCAGGCGGAGUGAUGAGGGUAAGCAUGUGAAAAAGAGGCAGGAGAGAGAGGAUGAGGAGUUGGAGUGGUAUCCGGCACCUCCCAAUACCUCUGCCACCUUUCUUAACCAAAAGGCAUGGGAGGGGUUCGGAGUGGUAGAUGAGGAGGAGGGAGAGACGAGCAGGAAGGGUAAAGAUGGUAAUGGUCCAAGGAUCUGUCUGUACUCUUUGUCAGCAACCUCAGAAGAUGAAGAGUGUGAGUCGCCGUCCGACAGAGGAAGGCAAACAAAGGAUAGAGAAGAGAGGAGAAGGAAAAGUAGUAGCAUAAGUUCAGACAGAGAAGAUGGGAGAACUAAGAGCUGGGAAAGUAGUCAAAGGAGCAACAAAAGAGGGAAUGAGGAUACAAGAAAGACCAGUGGACCCGAUAGAAGUAGCUUAGAUGAGAGGAAGCGCAAAGCAUCCUGCUCGUCAUCCGAGUCAGUGUAUUCCAGAAAAUCGUUUCAAAGUAAAGAUUUUUCCACACGGAAUUCCUUUAGAGGUGAUGAAGAUGAAACACAGAAGGAGAAGGACAUAAGUAAGGGAAAAGCUGAAGAAGAGAGACCAGGUUGGAGUAAGUCAGAUGCAGCUGAAAUCCAAGAUGAGCUGGAUGGGGAGAUCUCGGUACCAGAAGGAAAGGCUAAAAAAGACCUUCCUGCAAACCUGUUAGAUAUCUUUAACCAGAUUGCCAAGUUUCAGAAAGAGAAAGGCAUUGGACCAAAAAAGUAACAAGUUUCCAUUUGAAAAUGGAAUAUCAAUUAGGAAGGUGUAGGAAUGUCAUGUUCAACUGUAAUGGAAAGAACACAUUGCACGUUUUCUUUUCUUUUUUUUCCAUCUCGUGUUCAAUUAAUAAAGCACAGACGUUAAUAAAAAGGUUUUUUUUUUUUUUUUUUUUUUUUAAAUACAGUACACCCAAUGAUGGGUUGACCACAGUCUCUUCCAACACUGGAAGAGAGGAGCAACUGUUGUGAAAGAAAGAGAGUGAAAGAACUGCUGUCAUCUGUGGCCUUAGAGCUGGCACACAUAUUGUUAGGGUCAGGUGUAAUCCUCCAUCUACAUCUCUCACUUAUCAGGAAACAAACAAACAAAAAAACAAAAAACAGCAUGUUUGUUGCACCAUGAACAUUGCACCGUCAAAGAAAGCAAGCCAUUUACAACACUUGAAAUGGGUCAAUAAUUGUACAAAUAACAAACACUUUUGGAGAUUGACCAAUAGUAUAUAUUUGUGAAAAAAUAUGAAAUCGACCAAAUUUGGACAUUGGAAGUUUCCGCCUGCUGCCAAUCAUAUGGAAGAAACCCAGUGAUUGGCGGACCAAGGAAUAAGCAGGGAUAUGCCUGUCAAAGACACAAAAACUUGCAGGUACUGUAUACAGUACCUUUCAGCAUGAAUGGUGCCUUCAAUUUGUGCCGUGGAGACUGAGUUGAACUUGUGCUUUGCACACCUUUCAACUUGUAUCUGUUUUAAAAUAAAAGUAUAUAGGAAACUAUUGCAUGUGGUUCUCGUACUUUGUUUUUGAAAGGAUGUGAAUGGUUGUCUACAUGUGCCCUACGAUUGGUUGGCGAGGAGUCCAGUGUGUACCCUGCCUCUCGCCCAAAGUUAGCUGGGAUAAGCGCCAGCUCACCCGUGACCCUAGUGAGGAUAAGCAAUACAGAGAAUCAUGGAUUGGCAUCACUUAGUGCAUUCAUUAAUUUUUUAUGUUUGAUAUUUGUGCGUCGUGAUUAUUUCUUCCCUGAGAGCAACUGUUGUGAAAUAUAGGACAAUUUGAAUAAAGUCUUACAUGAAUAGUUUGGGAGUACUGUGUAUUGUUUUUACAUUGUUGUGUAUAUAUAUAUAUAUAUAUAUAUAUAUAUAUAUAAUAAAAGCUGCAACAGACUUGUUGUUUACCCUCAUAUAUUAAGUAUCGUAAUGUAGGUCAGCCAGCCUAACAGCACAGGUCAAAUGUUUGUGCACCCUUUCCCAUGAUAUUGAAUGUGUCAGGGUGUGUUAAAAUUUGACUGUUACUGUGACUCUGCACGUGUCUGCAUGGAUUAUUUUGCAAAACCGUGUGAUUGUUUUUUUGUUAGCAAGAUUAUAAAAAAAAAAAUAAAAAAAACAUGCCAUUUCUGUGAAACAUUGUGUAAGGAUAGGCCACGUGAACUCAUUGUUUUGGUGAGGAUCCAACUAAAGGUGCGAACGUGAUCAUUUGCAGUCUUUUCCCCAACGAUGGUGCAACAGUGCUGAAAACCUGAGUCAUGACGGAACUUCUUUGUGGAUGUUUCUAGUGACUAUCAAGAGUUCUAAAAUUUCACUUGGAUUUUGAAGAUGUGUUCUCCCUUCUGGCGCAGCAUGUGUGGAAGAAUCCUUUUCAAGCAGAAUAUUGAUCUGAAUAAGCAUGGAAUUGAGACUGUUUGAAGUGUAGGAGGCACCGAAUGCUCUGCAUGUGCCCCAUCCCGUUCUGUGUCAGCAGGCCUAAACAUCUCACAAGAUUGUGCUUUCAGAGGUUAGAAAUGCAAAGGGCAGCAGCACACCACAUUGGUCUGAUGUGGGGGCUAGUUCAACCAAAUUCGAUCAAGCUGAACCUUUUUAAUCCUAUUUCACAGUCAUGCAGAUACUGUAAGUCUGCAAUUAACCACUUGUGCAUUCACACUUAAAAUGCAGGUGAACUGGUUGCUUACCUUUAAUCUUUUCUUUCUGUUCUCUGGACAGAGUUUCAGGUAUUUGAUAUCAGAGGGUGUAUUCUGAGAAACCAGAACAGAUUUUCUGGUCAGGUAUGUCACUGCUUUUCAAUGCAGUGGUAACCUCGGCCGAACUAUUACACUUUUUAACCACUUAGUAAAGAUUCCCACGCUUUGUACACAACAGCAAUUUACAUGAUGCCAAUGAUUAAAAUGGAAAUUGUGCAUUCAUUUGUGACAAAUUACAGAUGGGACAGCAGUGAAGGCAUCUUAAAGGAAUGUUGAUGGGUUUACUUUUUGAAGGCCUUUCCAUUUUGUACUGUAUAUGUAUCAUAGCUACAGUAUAUUAAAAUUAUUGCCCAAACAUUUGUACACCA